UCUUUUAACAAUGGAAGCUAUUGAAGAGAUCCAAGAAUUCACAAUCUCAAAGCCAGCCGGAGCCCCACCUUUCCUUGGAUCACUUACUACCACAAGUUUAUCCACGCCACCACCUUGUCUCACUCACCCAAAACUUUGAACAAUGAACCGACGAACUGUCUCUUCUAAGACACGACCCUUCUUAUCAAGGUCUGCCCUUGUUUUAGCAGGCACUUCAAAAUGACCCCCAAACACAUUGGUCCAAUUCCGCAUAGUUCAAAAUGUUUGGAAUCAGCUGUUUGUUUGCUUCAAUUCAACAAAAAAUGUAUUAGUUCCCAAAUGACUAACAUCUAGUAGUGCAAGAAGGUUUAGAUCGGAUGAAUCGAUAUAGAAGUAUUACAAGACGGAUCGGAGAAGGAGCGCAUUAACCGGAUGAUAAACUUAAGGAGUCAUCACAAAAUGAUUCAACAAAACCUCUGCUACUCCAGCAAUGAUGAAGGCUCCUCCACUUGCACCAACCACAGCUUUUAGUUGACCAUCUUGUAGAUGAAAUUAAGUUCAAAGAAAUCUUCAAUUACAAGACACCUAUAAAGGUAGUAACAUUUUGAAAUUCAAGUUAAGAAAUUAGAAUGAAAAGAACACCUUUAGGAGAUAGUAGGAGACAUGGAUGAUAAUGGCCUUUUCCCACAGUCAGCGAGACAGCGUUAUCAAGUGUUGAAUAAAGAAGUUGGGCUGAAUUUCAUCACCUUCUGGGCUGGAGGCCCAUUAUAGGCCCAUAUAUAAUAUCCGACCCGCGUUGUUCGCAUCCCGUCAACAUUGCUAUUAUUCAAUUUCAAACCACCAUCUUUCUCCCGCCCAAUCUUCUUGCCCACGUCUCAACAUCGGUUCUUCGGCAGAGCUCAAAAAGAGGAAGAGAGAGAUUUACCGGUGUAAAUUAAUCCAUUUUUUUCCGUCUCCGGCAGCUACAUUUCUUCAUGUUUUAGAAUCCCACUGCGAACUUCAAUUAAUUUCACUGUGCACUACAUUAGGGUUUGAAAGUUUUUGUACAGUUGAAAAUCCAGUGACGAAGUACGGAUUCAUCUCAGAAUGCUGCAAUCUGAGUAGUCCAGUAAAGCCAAGAAAGACUGGUAGCUGAGAAUGGCAAGGCGAAAGGCGAAGAAAACGGUUAAGAAGUCCAGCCCUUCACCUAUACUAGAAGCAAAGGAUGAAGCAGCGAAUGACGAGGAUGUUGAACGGCAUGCUGCUGCAAUCCGUGCCAUUCGGGAUGUGGAGAUCGGGCGUUUGAUUACUGAAUUGCGGUUGCUUCGUUCGUAUUUCAACAAGGAGCAAUUGCAAACUCCUUUAUUGCAAUUCUUCGAAGAAAAACUUCCUAGGUUGUCUAUUUCGAGAACAGGCGAACAAGGAGAAAUUGAAGUACAAUGGAAGGAUACAGAGGAUGAACUACGCACCAAUCCAGCUGAUGGAAUAGAUAUACAUGCGUCUCUCCUUCACCGCCUGUCGAUAGCUUAUCCUAACUGCUCUGCCGGAAUGCGAUCUUUCAAUGGAUUCGAAUUUUCCAGUAAAUCAGUGAAAACGAAUCCUUUCAUUGUCGAGAACCUGCAAAUUCCAAACUUUGUUUUGGAGGAGCCCUCGGAUAAUUUGGUGCUCGGCAUGCCAGACAUACACCAAACUCCUGGGGUGAGUAACCAACGAUUAUCCAUUGGGAUGACUCCGAAAACCCGAAGACUGCCAAAACCAGGCGAGAUGCUUGUGUCCAUCCAUGGAUCCCCCUUGGGUGUUUACAAGGAAGACAACAUGGAAGCAAUCCAUGAAUCGGAAGAGGGUUGAUUUGCUGAUUCAACGCGACUUGACUGCUUGUCAAUAGAAGUGAUACUCCAAAUGCGAUCAUCUCGACCAUCGUUUUACUUUUACCUGAUGUACUUUCAACCUUCUUGUCUUGUAAUCUAACCUUUUGAUUACUUCUUAAAAGUUACUCUUACGUGUAUAACUAUAAACUAGUGUGUUUUAACUCCAAGGAACGAGCAUGUACAAACACGCAAUUGCUCCACUAGAUUAUUGUUCAUUGUUAUUUGUUACGAAAGUUGACGUUGGAUUAAAGGUAAA
Cucumis sativus (cucumber) is the source of this 2082-nucleotide messenger RNA. RefSeq lists its product as uncharacterized. The coding region runs from base 1117 to 1806 and encodes 229 amino acids. The transcript is spliced from 6 exons. The record is from RefSeq and is a predicted model, not a curated record. Lineage: Eukaryota; Viridiplantae; Streptophyta; Magnoliopsida; Cucurbitales; Cucurbitaceae.